Molecule: messenger RNA, 1247 nt
Organism: Drosophila arizonae
Lineage: Eukaryota; Metazoa; Arthropoda; Insecta; Diptera; Drosophilidae
Gene: Pka-R2
Product: cAMP-dependent protein kinase type II regulatory subunit
Biological process (GO): negative regulation of cAMP-dependent protein kinase activity
Cellular component (GO): cAMP-dependent protein kinase complex; cytosol
Molecular function (GO): cAMP binding; cAMP-dependent protein kinase inhibitor activity; protein kinase A catalytic subunit binding
Source: RefSeq, a predicted model, not a curated record
GAGAGAGAGAGAGAGAGAACGAAACAAACGUCGUUUUGUGGUCUAGCAGCAGCAGAGCAGCAGCGUCAAAGUCAGCACAAACAUGUCUACCGAUUCGAGUCGACGCAUCCAGGUUCCCGAUGAGCUCAAGGAGGUGCUUUUGCAGUUCUCGAUUUCGUAUUUGGUCGAACAGCCGCCGGAUCUGAUUGACUUUGCUGCCGAUUACUUCAACAAACUUCAGGCUAAUCGGCCAGUCACAGGCAGCACCGAUAACACGGCCGAUGAUAAUCAAAGCGUCAACUCACAGGAAGGCGAUGCGGAACCACCAGCAGUACAAAGCACACGUCGCAAAUCAGUGUUCGCCGAGGCUUACGAUCCGGAGGCGGAUGAUGAUGAUGAUGGCGCAACUGCCRUAUUCCCCAAGACAGAUGAACAGCGCGCGCGUCUCAUCGAGUCAGUGAAGAAUGUGCUGCUCUUCCGUUCGCUCGAGAAGGAACAGAUGAAUCAAGUGCUGGAUGCGAUGUUCGAGCGAAAGGUGCAGCCGGGCGAUUUCAUCAUACGCCAGGGUGAUGAUGGCGAUAAUUUUUAUGUUAUUGAAUCUGGCAUCUAUAAGGUCUAUAUAAAUGAUAAACACAUUAGCACCUAUACCCACACCGGACUAUUUGGUGAAUUAGCGCUGCUCUACAAUAUGCCCAGAGCGGCUACCGUACAGGCUGAAACAGUUGGGCUACUCUGGGCCAUGGAUCGUCAGACAUUCCGGCGCAUAUUGCUCAAGUCGGCGUUCAAGAAGCGAAAAAUGUACGAGGAGCUGCUAAACAGUGUGCCCAUGUUAAAGGCGCUGCAGAACUACGAGCGUAUGAAUCUGGCCGAUGCUCUGGUCACCAAGACCUACGAGGAUGGCGAACGUAUCAUCAAGCAGGGUGAUGCUGCUGAUGGCAUGUACUUCAUCGAGGAGGGCACUGUAUCGGUGCGCAUGGAUCAGGAUGAUUCCGAAAUCGAGAUAUCCCAGCUGGGCAAGGGUCAAUACUUUGGUGAACUGGCCCUGGUGACACAUCGGCCAAGGGCUGCUUCCGUUUACGCCACGGGCGGCACUGUAAAGCUCGCAUUCCUCGAUGUGAGAGCAUUUGAGCGUCUGCUCGGUCCCUGCAUGGAUAUUAUGAAGCGCAACAUUGAUGACUAUGAAUCGCAGCUGGUUAAAAUAUUUGGCAGCAAAAAUAAUAUCACCGAUACACGAUAAAAAGUCUGAAACAACAACAAUAACAACAACA